UGAAGUUCCAGUCGGAGAUACAGAUGGAGAAGACAGACGCGGUCUAGGAGUACAAGAGGAAUUAUUGCCUUGCUCGUAUUUGUGCCUCCCCAUCAGUCAGGUUCAGGUUUUUCAUGAUGUUCCACCAGCUGACCGAUCAAACGGUGAAUGGCAGCUGCCAGGGACCCACCUCAGCGUGCAAUAAGAGCGCUGAUGGAGACGUGCUCCAGCUGCCCACUUUCUCCACCGCGGCCAAAGUCAGAGUCAUCAUCACCUUCACUCUCUGCGCGGUGUCGGCUGUGUGCAACUUGAUCGUGCUCUGGGCUGCCAGCAACGGCGGCAGGCGCAAGUCGCACGUCAGGAUCCUCAUUAUGAACCUGACCGUGGCAGACCUGCUGGUCACUUUCAUCGUGAUGCCCGUGGACGCGGUGUGGAACAUCACGGUGCAGUGGCAGGCGGGAGACGUCGCCUGCAGGCUGCUGAUGUUCAUGAAACUGGUGGCGAUGUACUCGUGCGCUUUUGUGACUGUGGUCAUCAGCCUGGACAGACAGUCUGCCAUCCUCAAUCCACUGGGGAUCAGUGAGGCCAAAAGGAAAAGCAAAAUCAUGUUGACUGUUGCCUGGACUAUGAGUGUGAUCCUCUCACUCCCUCAGAUGUUUAUAUUUCACAAUGUGACCAUCACGGUCCCAGAGAACUUCACCCAGUGCACCACACACGGCAGUUUUGUCCAGCACUGGCAGGAGACCCUCUACAACAUGUUCACCUUUGUAUGCCUCUUCCUCCUUCCUUUGGUCAUCAUGAUCUUCUGCUACACACGAAUCCUUGUUGAGAUAUCCAGCCGCAUGGCUCGUGGUAACUUGGUAUCCAGAGAUGUUCAUCUCCGCCGCUCUCACAACAACAUCCCUAAAGCUCGGAUGAGGACUCUUAAGAUGAGCAUCGUCAUCGUGACAUCAUUCAUCGUCUGCUGGACGCCGUACUACCUGCUAGGCCUGUGGUAUUGGUUGUUUCCUGAAAAAAUGGAGGAAACAGUUUCCCACUCUCUGACUCAUAUGUUGUUUAUAUUUGGCCUCUUCAAUGCCUGUCUAGAUCCCAUCACUUACGGUCUGUUCACUAUCCAUCUUCACCAGGGUCUUAAGAGACGCUGUCGAAGUUCGAACACACGGACCGAUUUAGAAAAUAACACUUGUCUUAUACAUAUGACUCGCCUGUCAUCUCACAGGCAGACUGUCUCAGGUGGCCACAAUACAGACAUAGAGGAAGGAAAUGACAAGAACAGCAGGAAGAGCAGCUCAAGGCCAAUCAUCCCAGUGAGUAAGAUAUAAUAGUGCAAAGAAUUCUAAUGAAAAGAAUUGCUGAUUUUAAUCAGUGCUGAGCUUAGUCUCUCAGCUGAGAUUGCAGCUAGUUCAGUGAUUCUGCGCUGAAAUGCUGAAGCUUCACAAACAUUUCAGUCUUGAAAAUUGGUUCAUUUUUGUUCCACUGAUGUAAUCAUUGCUGUGUUGUAGCUCAUCUCUGGUCUGUUCAUCCCGCACAUCAUCUGUCACACAUAAUAUCUUGGAUGGCACGGAAAAGAAUUUGAGAAAAUGCUGCAAAGUGAUGCAUGUUGUUACUCUUUUGCAGCAUAUACAAAAACACCAUGACUGGCUGAGGAUGACCCUGCACAUCAAACAAAAUGCCUUAAACACUGCCGAUCAGAUUUACUGGAAGCUGAAAGAGUAGCUGAUGACAAAUCUGCUUAAAGUUUCUAUAAACUGACUAAGGAGCCAAACACCACUCUUGAUAACAGUAGGUGUAAAAAAGAAGUUAGAGGGUGGUCACACCCACAACACACAGUCUUGUUUCCAUGACUUCAGGGGACAUUACACUAACUUACAUUAAUUUCCUCUGCUCUUACUUUAACCAUAACUACUACUUUCCUAAUCCUAGCCCUUACCUUACCUUUCACCCAAACAUAACCUUACCCUAUCUUCACCUUAAUUUCUUGUCCCCAUAACGAAGAAAUGUCUCUCUCUCUCUCUCUCUCUCUCUCUCUCUCUCUCUCUCUCUCACACACACACACACACACACACACACACACACACAUCCUUGUACGCUUCUCUUUUUGGGGACCCAUCAUUGACAUAAUAUAUUCCCUUGCCUCUUACCCCAACUUUAACCAUCACAACUGAAUGUCUAACCCUAAAACCAAGUCUUCACCCCAAAACAGCAGUUUUUAGAGCCCACAAAUAUAGUCAAACAAGCCCAGACACACAAAUGUGCACUCUGCUCCACAUACAAACAUGAUAAACAGUGUGCAUGUGAUUAAUCAAUAAGAUAAAACCUGUUUGUGAUUUAAAAUAUUUGCCACUCUGGUAAAAUGGAGAUUUCAGAGUUUUAUAUUUUUAUUACAUGUUGGGUUUUAUGCUACAAGGUCCUGUGCUGAUCAUCACUUAUUGACUGAAGACUACUCUAACAAUACAUUCAUGGUGCUUUGUGUGCAAUGUAAAAGACUGCAAUUUAGCUUCAUUGCAAAAAUGAAUGUUUUGUCAUGAUCAUUAUUGACCAUGACAGCCUUUUAAAUAAAUAUUGUGGCAGUUGUACAGUUGUAUGUAUUGAAUGUACCUGGACCUGUUGAUGCAUUAUUGACUGCUUAAUUUAGUCUGAUAGAUUUUGUGUUUACUGUGUUGCACAAAAAUCACCCUGGAAACAAAGCUCUAUAGAGUAAUUCAUCCUAUCAUUUAGUAUAGUUUAUAUCAGUAUUGGUGUUAUUGGCGUAUUAUGUUGUGAAUUAUGUUAUUUUCUGUGGCCAAGAAACAGACAAGGAAACAGCUUAAUUUAAAUCUGGAACUUAAAAACUCUUUAAUAUUGUAAAGUUAACAGUUAACUUACCUGUUUGAAAUGUCGUUGCAACACCACUGCAAAAGCAUUUGUUUGUUUGCAUGAUAUUGUUUCUUUUCUGCAAGUUAUGCAAGAUGUUGUGAUGUAAACUUGUAAUGUGCUUAUUUGUUGAAUUAAAAAAAAUCUGCC
This is a messenger RNA of Lates calcarifer (barramundi perch), 2982 nucleotides long. RefSeq names its product gonadotropin releasing hormone receptor 4 (gene gnrhr4). The coding region runs from base 114 to 1301 and encodes 395 amino acids. Gene Ontology annotation, biological process: G protein-coupled receptor signaling pathway. Lineage: Eukaryota; Metazoa; Chordata; Actinopteri; Centropomidae. The transcript is spliced from 3 exons. Gene Ontology annotation, molecular function: peptide binding; gonadotropin-releasing hormone receptor activity. Gene Ontology annotation, cellular component: membrane. The record is from RefSeq and is a predicted model, not a curated record.